Vicia faba (fava bean) is the source of this 831-nucleotide messenger RNA. The record is from the annotation of a GenBank genome assembly. Lineage: Eukaryota; Viridiplantae; Streptophyta; Magnoliopsida; Fabales; Fabaceae.
AUGGCUUUUUAUCUCAAAAACAUUCCAACUGAGCAACUAUUCUCUCUUGUUUCACUCAUCUUUGUCUUGUUAGCCAUAUAUAUAAAUUCAGUUGAACCACUUUCCUUCAAUUACAACAAACUCACCCUUGGUAAUUCUGGUGUAAUCCUUCAAGGGGAUGCCCAUAUUUUAGAAAGUGGUUACUUGGCACUGACCAACAGUACACCACUUCCUCCAGAUACAUAUUUGCCAACAACAGGCCGGGCCUUAUACCCAACACCUUUGACCCUUUGGAACGAUACUACUGGCCAAGUUGCCAGCUUUAGCACUUCCUUUUCGUUCAUUGUACAAUCCCAAGAAGGAGGUGGUGCAACUGACGGAUUGAUCUUUUUCAUUGCACCACAGAACACUGUGAUUCCCGAAAACUCAGACAGUCUAUAUCUAGGAGUAGUUGAUGGUAAAAAUGCAAUAAAUCAAUUUGUUGGUUUAGAGUUUGACCUUUAUCCCAAUUCUUUUGAUCCCAAUAUGAGACAUAUUGGAAUCGAUGUCAACUCUUUAAUUUCGCUCAAAACUCGUGAAUGGAACUGGGUGAGUGGUUCAUUGACAACAGUAAGUAUAACCUAUAACUCGCCUUCUAACAAAUUGAGUGCUCGUGUCCGUUCUGAGACUGGAGAACUUUCUAGCAUUGAACAAGUUGUUGAUUUGAAAACUGUGCUUCCCAACAUUGUUAGGAUUGGUUUUUCUGCAACUUCAAUAACUGCUGUAGCACACAACAUCCAUGAAUGGGCCGUCCAUGAAUGGUCAUUCGGAUCAGACUUGGGAACAACUACAAGCAAUGUCUCAAACAUAUGA